CCAAUCGCAAGUCAAAGAGCAAACUAUAUCUUUGCCUCACUCGAGCGCCAGGCUCUUAGUCAGAACGAGGACAUGCUUUUGUGUUGAUGUGUGAGUAAGGUGCAGAAGAGUCAACAUUUACCAUGAACAGGAGACAAGGGCGGCCCUUCAGCAUGGUGCCACAUUGCUAUUAUGAAGGCUAUCUGGAGAAGAGGUCCUUUAAAGACAAGAAAUCUCGCAAACUGUGGACUUGUCUGUGCGGCAACACGCUUUACUUCUUCAACGACAAGAGGGACACUGAUUACAUUGAAAAAAUGGAUCUCACCGGGCCCAUCACGAUAACAGACGACAAUACUGUGGAUUACAAUUUGGACGCAGCCAAACUGAACCUCCAGACCAAAGACAGCGACAUCAAAUUCUCUGCUCCGAAUGCAGAAGCUCGAGAGCUGUGGAAGGGCUUCAUUCAAUCUGUGUCUGAGCUGUCGGUGCCGUCGAUGCUGAACCUGUUGCCAGGCCAGAUGCUUAUGCUCGAAGAAGUGGUGAAAAAGGAGAAAGAGAGACUCCGAAAUGUCCAACAAUCUUCUCCCAGUAUUGAUGUGGAGCCCGCAAAGGAAAUGCCAGACUGUUUCCACCCGGUGUCCCGCACGGAGGCAGAGCUUCUGCUGGAGCGUCAGUCCAGCCGGGGAAACCUGCUGUUGAGGCCCAACAGGAAUUGCACCGGCUUCGCAAUCAGCACCAGGGAAGAGAUGAAUGGGCCCAUCUUCAAACAUUACCUCGUGAGCCGCAAGCAAGACAACGGCUUCACCAUCGAAGUGGACACUCCUGUUGCGUGUGCCUCGUUGCACGACGUUGUCGUUUACUUCUCGGAAGCGACAGAAGGAGCUCUGAUUCCUCUGGCUCGGGAGGAAACAUAUGAGCAAAAUAUCUCUUACAUUGGCUUGGAUAAUGAAAAUGGAGAGAAGAGGGUGCGCGGAGCCUCCAUGCACCUUACGCUGCCAACGCAACAGCCCAAACCAGCUUUGCCAAGAGUGCCGAGUGAAGACGGGGAGGAAAAUGUCUACGUGAAUAACAGUCAUCACAAAGAUUUCCCGGUGGAGCGCUUGCUAGAGCCCGACAACAAAACGGCCGGGAAAUCGCAGAAAACUCCGACGCCCGCCCCUCGCAAAUUCCCGCCGUCUCCCUCGCCGGCCGCCGCCAGCAGGUCUACACACACCAGGGAGCCGAGGUGGAGGACCCACCCGGACCCCCACGUCCAGACCAUAUCGGAACUCCGGCAGAGGUUCGAGAAGAAGGCCAAGUGUGCCGACUGAACCGUGCGCCAGUGCCGCAACCAAUCAAUGUGAACGUCUUUUGACGACAUGUCUGUCGCCAUGACGCCCUGCUGCACUUUCCUUCCUUCCCUUGGACACUCUGUUGCAAAUGUGCUGAGGACAUUUAGCAUUUCGGUGGGCCACUGUCAACGUCCCUUGCAUGUCUACAAGCUGCUGGCAGUCCGGUUUUGACAUGAAUUGUACAUAAUGUGACUGUGACAGUGGGCACAGAGGUAAAUAGAGCCCAAAUGUGAUUUGACUAUGGUUUUCUACUGAAUGUAUAUUAUUGGACUUGACGUCAAUAAACAUUAAUAAUAUUAUGA
Hippocampus comes (tiger tail seahorse) is the source of this 1612-nucleotide messenger RNA. Its product is annotated as signal-transducing adaptor protein 1-like. Lineage: Eukaryota; Metazoa; Chordata; Actinopteri; Syngnathiformes; Syngnathidae. The record is from RefSeq and is a predicted model, not a curated record. The coding region runs from base 123 to 1289 and encodes 388 amino acids. Gene Ontology annotation, molecular function: signaling adaptor activity. The transcript is spliced from 13 exons.